AUCGGGGUUGAUUUAGCGCUCGCAUCUGACAUAAAACCCGCUCCGUGCGCAUAAAUAGGGCUGUGCGUAAAGACGGCAACACAACUGUUGCGCGUAUGCAACAGUUGUCGGCUAAUAAUAUCAGCCUGCUGCGCCUUUAAGAGGAUGACUGAGGGGAAACUUAAUAUCUCUCCAUAUCGAGCCCAAGUGUGUCUGUCAAUUACCAGUUAGAAUCGAGAGCAGGACGAUUUCUGAAUCUGUUCCUCCUUGUUCACCAAACUCUGUUCAGUUUUUCUGUUUUGGUUUUACUAAACGCAAAUAGGAUUAAAUUACGCAUUGCACCUUUAAGAAGCUGUCAGCAGGAUUAGAGUUACGCACAGCGAGCCAAGUGUCCCUCCGAAGGGGUUUUACGCACCGUCGGCAUCCAGAAGAGGCACAACUUAAGCCGCACUCCUUCUUCGCUGGUCCUGACACCAAAGGGGAGUCCUCCACGCCACGCGCGACAUGGCCGAGAUAGGGAAAGGGGUCACCGCCGGGAAACUGGCCAUCAACGUCCAGAAGAGGCUUACCAGAGCGCAGGAGAAGGUCUUGCAGAAGCUUGGCAAAGCAGAUGAGACCCGAGAUGUUGUCUUUGAGGAGAUGGUGGCCAACUUCAACAAGCAGAUGGGAGAAGGCACCAAACUGCAGAAGGACCUGAAAGCGUACCUGGCAGCAGUGAAAACCAUGCAUGACGCGUCGCGGCGGUUGCAGGACUGUCUGGCGGACAUGUACGAACCGGACUGGUUUGGCAAAGAGGAGAUGGACGCGCUGGCUGAGGAUACAGACACAAUGUGGUUGGAUUACCACCAGAGCAUCACGGACAAAUCUCUGCAGGACAUGGACAUGUACCUCUCUCAGUUUCCUGACAUCAAGGCUCGUAUAGCAAAGCGCGACAGGAAGUUGGUGGACUUUGACAGCGCCCGCCAUCACUUCACCUCCUUGCAGAAAGGCAAAAAGAAGGAUGAGGCCAAGAUCGCCAAGCCAGCAGCCCUGUUGGAGAUGGCGGCUCCCAGCUGGGCUCAGGGUUUGAUAUCAGCUCACCAGGUGGCUCAGACUAACCUCUCCUACAACCAGGUGAAACUCUGGUUCAUCACUGACAACCCCCUCCUCACCUUGAAAACUGUAACCCAGAAAGGAAAGGAGAGUAAUGUCCAUCACGAUGCCCCCUGCUGCAGAAAAGGUGCUACUGCAGCGUCAAAGACAGAAGAAUGUGCAAAGAGUGAGGGAGCCAACCACAAUGAGUCGGCCAGCUCAGCACCAAAGAGGUCUGCUCCGCCUCCUGGCCCACCUCCCAGUCGGCCUCCACCAAGAAUGACGCCAUCUCCGAACCAGCAACAGCAAAAUGUCAGCCCAUUUGAGGAUGAGCCCUCAGUGCACGACACUAACACAGACUCCACGACCACGACGCUGCAGGAGGCAUCAUGGGACUCCUGGCAAGAACAGACUGCCACAGAGGUUGAACAGCAGUAUGACGAUGACCAGUACCAAGAAGAAGCCCAAGGUGGAUGGGAUUACAGCCAAAGCAACACCCAAAGUUAUAGUCAGCCUGGCUGGGAUGAGGCAGAGACGGCGGUGGGUGAGGAGGGCUGGAUUGACGACACAGACUAUGAGGCUCAGCCAUACACCGAGCCCAACUGGGACAACGACGGUGCCAAUGUGGAACAGGGGGGCUGGGGUGAUGAUCAAUACACACAGAGUGCGGUGACCAAUGGUUCAGAUGGCGAACUCCCUCCAGGGUUCCUCUACAAGGUGAAAGCGGUACACGACUAUGCUGCUACUGAUGGUGAUGAGCUGGAACUGAAGAUGGGAGACGUUGUGUUGGUUUUGGCCUUUGACAACCCAGAUGAACAGGAUGAUGGCUGGCUCAUGGGCUUGAAGGAGUCUCACUGGUUUCAGAAGAAAGAUAUUUCAGCCAAAGGCGUUUUCCCCGAAAACUUCACCCAGAGGGUUUGAGGUUUACGCCACAUGCAAAGUCUGCUAUUCAUACAAUUUCCUCAGAUAUCUUAUCUGAGACAGAAGAAGUCAUGUUGUCUUUACGUAUCUACCUACACACCAAAAUGUAUUAGCAAAACAUGAUUGGGUGCAAAAGUGUGUAUUUAAAAAAUUAAUAUAUGUUAAAAGAUGAUGAAGAAUUAGGCUUUAUCCUUUAUUGUGACAGUUUGGUAAACGAUGUGCUAACGUCUCAAUCGAAAUGUUGUCCUGAAAUUUCUUUUUGUUUUGAUUUUUAACUUAUUGAUUUCUUCUACUUUCGGUGAAUCCAAACAAAACACAAAGUGGUGUGUUACUCAUAUUUAAGUAAGUUAACAUAAGUCAUGGAUGUACUGUACGGAUGUCAAAAUGUUUUCUUGUUUUUGGAAAAGUAUGUUUUUAAAACAUACUCCCUUGCAUGAAGUGUUUCUUUGUAUUUUCAUUUUGUUUGUAAUACAGCAAACACUGUGACACCAGGCGGGGACCCUCCUCUGUGAAAACAAGGCUGUGAUUAUUCUAAAGUUACAGGAGUCCUCAAAGAGCCCUGGAGAACACCACAAGGUUUAUUUGCAGGGUUUCUGUCUUGCCUUGUCAAAAUCAGUUUCAGUUUCUUGAGCUUGUAGGAUUUUCAAAGGGAACAGUAGCUUUUAAUUUAUAUUACUGGCCAUUUUGAGGACACGAGAUGACGUGAAGCUUACAUUUUCUAAUUCCCACAUGGUUUUGUUUUGGGGGUUUUUCUCUCUUCAAUGAUGAAUGAAAUGGUGAACCUUGCUAUCAAACUCGGCUGUUUUUGUUUUUUUCCCUUAAUGACACAUUUUUUUUUUCAUAUAAAUUGGAUUCUGAAUGUCUGUGCUAUCCGGACUUCACUUUUUUGCUGCUUAAGCACGUUUUCUUUCAUCUUUUUUGAAGUAUAAAUUUGUGUCCAUGGAGUUCACAGAAAACUGAAAGUGAAAGGUUUAAAGUUUGAAAACUCUGAGCCUUUCAGAAAUCUGUGCAAAAGAUAUUUUUACACUGUGGAAUAAAUAAGGAACAUUUAAUAAUGCAGCAUUUGAAGGACGGAAUCAGCGUCAUUAAAGGCCAAUUAAACAAUG
Pundamilia nyererei is the source of this 3077-nucleotide messenger RNA. Its product is annotated as myc box-dependent-interacting protein 1-like. Lineage: Eukaryota; Metazoa; Chordata; Actinopteri; Cichliformes; Cichlidae. The record is from RefSeq and is a predicted model, not a curated record. Gene Ontology annotation, molecular function: phospholipid binding; tau protein binding. The transcript is spliced from 15 exons. Bases 484 to 1971 code for a protein of 495 amino acids. Gene Ontology annotation, cellular component: cytoplasm; plasma membrane; synaptic vesicle.